Messenger RNA from Pieris macdunnoughi, 1119 nucleotides. Lineage: Eukaryota; Metazoa; Arthropoda; Insecta; Lepidoptera; Pieridae. The record is from the annotation of a GenBank genome assembly.
AUGGAUGAUCCUAAUAGAAUGAUGGCGCAUAGCGGUGGCCUCAUGGGACCGCAGGGCUAUGGAUUGCCUGGUAGCGAAGGCACUCCUACUACAGGCGACAAUGAGGCAAGGAAGCAGGAUAUUGGCGAGAUAUUACAGCAAAUAAUGAAUAUAACAGACCAGAGUCUAGAUGAAGCUCAGGCCAGAAAGCACACUUUAAACUGUCAUAGAAUGAAACCUGCCUUGUUUUCAGUGCUGUGUGAAAUUAAGGAAAAAACUGUUUUGUCGCUUCGCAAUACGCAAGAAGAGGAGCCACCAGACCCUCAGCUGAUGAGAUUAGACAACAUGUUGAUAGCAGAGGGUGUAGCAGGUCCUGAAAAGGGUGGAGGAGCAGGUGCUGCAGCCUCGGCUUCGGCUGCUGCUGGAGAAUGGGGCACUGUGGCCCAAGCAGAUAACGCGAUCGAGCACUCGGACUACCGUGCGAAGUUGGCGCAGAUCCGUCAGAUUUAUCAUCAGGAGCUUGACAAGUAUGAAAAUGCCUGCAAUGAGUUCACAACUCACGUCAUGAAUCUCUUAAGAGAGCAGAGCCGUACUCGGCCCAUUACUCCAAAGGAGAUUGAGCGUAUGGUGCAGAUUAUUCACAAGAAGUUCAGUUCCAUACAAAUGCAGCUGAAACAAUCGACUUGUGAGGCUGUCAUGAUACUUCGUUCACGUUUCCUGGAUGCGCGCCGAAAGCGCCGCAACUUCAGCAAACAAGCAUCGGAGAUUCUCAACGAGUACUUCUACUCGCACCUCUCCAACCCCUACCCCAGUGAGGAGGCUAAGGAGGAGCUGGCUCGCAAGUGCGGCAUCACGGUCUCGCAGGUCUCCAACUGGUUCGGCAACAAACGUAUCCGUUACAAGAAGAACAUUGGCAAGGCACAGGAGGAAGCCAAUCUCUACGCCGCUAAGAAGGCCGCUGCAGGCGCAUCACCGUACUCGAUGGGGGCGGCGUCUGGCACGGCCACGCCCAUGAUGUCUCCGGCGCCCACGCAGGACUCCAUGGGCUACUCUCUGCCGGCCCCGCCCUACGACCAGCCGCAGCCGCCCUACGACGGCUCCAUGGGAUAUGAUCCUAUGCACCAGGAUCUUUCGCCAUAG